This is a messenger RNA of Saccharomyces paradoxus, 1710 nucleotides long. RefSeq names its product Yap1802p. Lineage: Eukaryota; Fungi; Ascomycota; Saccharomycetes; Saccharomycetales; Saccharomycetaceae. Gene Ontology annotation, biological process: clathrin coat assembly; clathrin-dependent endocytosis; vesicle budding from membrane. The record is from RefSeq and is a predicted model, not a curated record. The transcript has a single exon. Gene Ontology annotation, molecular function: phosphatidylinositol-4,5-bisphosphate binding; SNARE binding; clathrin heavy chain binding. Bases 1 to 1710 code for a protein of 569 amino acids. Gene Ontology annotation, cellular component: clathrin-coated pit; clathrin-coated vesicle.
AUGUCUUCAUUAUAUACCAAGUUGGUUAAAGGGGCGACCAAGAUAAAGAUGGCCCCUCCAAAGCAAAAAUACGUGGACCCUAUUCUCUCAGGCACUUCGAGCGCAAGGGGAUUACAAGAGAUUACCCACGCAUUGGAUAUAAGGUUAUCUGAUACAGCUUGGACCAUUGUCUAUAAGGCAUUGAUUGUGUUGCAUCUCAUGAUACAACAGGGUGAAAAAGAUGUCACGCUAAGGCACUAUUCUCAUAAUUUGGACGUCUUCCAGUUAAGAAAGAUUUCACAUACUUCUAAGUGGUCUUCUAAUGAUAUGAGGGCUUUGCAGAGAUAUGACGAAUACCUAAAGACACGUUGUGAGGAAUAUGGUAGGCUAGGUAUGGAUCAUCUACGAGAUAAUUACUCUUCGCUAAAGCUGGGCAACAAGAAUCAGCUUUCAAUGGAUGAAGAGCUAGAUCAUGUCGAAUCAUUGGAAAUUCAAAUCAAUGCUUUGAUAAGGAAUAAAUACUCUGUUUCAGAUCUAGAAAACCAUUUACUAUUGUAUGCGUUUCAAUUAUUAGUGCAAGAUCUACUGGGCCUGUAUAAUGCUCUUAAUGAAGGUGUCAUUACACUUUUGGAAUCAUUCUUCGAGUUGUCCAUUGAACACGCCAAGAGAACAUUAGACCUUUACAAAGAUUUCGUCGAUAUGACAGAGUAUGUUGUUAGAUAUCUAAAAAUAGGAAAAGCCGUCGGUUUAAAAAUCCCCGUUAUUAAACAUAUUACUACAAAGUUAAUUAACUCCUUAGAAGAGCAUUUGAGGGAGGAAACGAAAAGACAAAGAGGUGCAUCUCCCAAACAGCAACAAGAUAGAAAACCAUCUGCAGCUAUUAGCUCUACCAGCGAUCAUGAUAACAGCAACAAUAAUAGAUCUGUGGCGCAGCAAAAACUGGAGCAGAUAAGGGAACAAAAAAAGCUGCUGGAGCAACAAUUACAAAAUCAGCAGUUACUCAUUUCCCCCACGGUCGCACAAGAUGCUUAUAACCCAUUUGGAUCGCAACAACAAGAUUUAAAUAAUGACACCUUCUCAUUCGAGCCAACCCAACCUCAAAUGAGUGCUCAAGUCCCUCAACAAACUGCCAAUCCAUUCUUGAUACAACAGCAACAGCAACAGCAACAGCCUUUACAGUUGACAUCUGCAUCUACAAUGCCACAACAAGGUGAAAUACCGAUUACCCCAAACUUGAAUAGUCAACAGACUGGGGUGUAUGCUUCCAACCUCCAAUACACACCAAAUUUCACUGGUUCAGGAUUCGGCGGUUAUACCACCACCGAAAACAACCCAAUGACGACAAGCACUUUAGAUCCAACAAAAACGGGGUCCAACAACCCAUUUUCGUUGGAAAAUAUUGCCAGAGAACAGCAACAACAACCACAUUUCCAGGCUUCCCCAAACCCUUUUAACCUCCAACAAGCGCAAACUACACCAAUUCUUGCUCAUAGUCAAACAGGUAAUCCAUUUCAAGCACAAAACGUGGUAACGUCCCCAAUGACCACAUACAUGACAGGUCCCGGGGCCAGCCAAGUUCCGUAUACCCCCACUGGUAUGCAGCAGCAACAACAAGUGAUGCAAGGUCAACAAACAGGGUAUGUCAUAGUUCCCACUGCGUUUGUCCCCAUUAAUCAACAACAGCAACAAUCGCAGCAUCAGCAAGAAAAUCCUAACUUAAUAGAUAUAUAG